AUGUCAGGACCCUCUAAUCCUACCACGGAAUACCCCGAGCAACUUCACUCAGGUGCAAUCGGAAUAGGACCGCAUUAUCACACUAGUCCCACACUAACAGACAAAGUACAGGGACUAAAGGAAGAAGUAAAGGGCAAGAUCCAGCGUAAUCCCGGCAAGGUUCAACAUGGGAAAGAUAUCAGAACUGGGGAAGAGUUGAAAAGGCAGAGAGAAGCAGAUGCUGCCUCUGACCCUUUCCACGAGACGCCAUCCAGAGUCCCCAAUUCCAACACGGGUCCUCACCGGAUCGAUACCCAGGGAAUUGGUUCCUUACAUAGCCAUGACGAGAAGGCUCAUAAAGAAAUCGCGGCGACGGUCGCUCCGGAAGGCAGCGAGAAAUCUGAGUAUGAGAGGAAAGGGGAAGCCGUCGAUCGAGUCAAAUUCUAA
Messenger RNA from Coprinopsis cinerea okayama7#130, 426 nucleotides. RefSeq lists its product as hypothetical. The record is from RefSeq and is a predicted model, not a curated record. The coding region runs from base 1 to 426 and encodes 141 amino acids. The transcript has 3 exons. Lineage: Eukaryota; Fungi; Basidiomycota; Agaricomycetes; Agaricales; Psathyrellaceae.